CGACUACAUCCAUGGAAAGUUGCCGUUUUUAUAACUGAACCCAAUCCACUUCUUCUCUACUCUGCCCACCAACCAAAACGGGAAUGCCAAUUUUCACAGCUAUACAGGGGUCCGUUACGGCCCCUUCCUUUUUCUCUCAACUCUUCUCCUCGAACGAUGCUUCUUCUUCUUCUUCUCUACUGGCUUCUCACACUUGCCAUUUUACUUGUUCUAAAAUUUUCCACAAAUCUAGACACUCAUUUUCCACUCUCAAAGUCUCUGUCUCUGAGAAUCCGAAUCAGUCAGCCACCACCGCUACCGCCUUCUCCACCGGAGUUGUUGAAGCCUCACCUGAUGGUAUUCGACAAGCUCGGAGGUCCGCUGAUUGGAAGGCGGCAAGGGCUUAUAUUGAUAGUGGAUCCAUCUAUGAGGGCAGGAUUGAAGGAUUUAAUAAUGGCGGCUUGCUAAUUCGGUUUUAUUCCCUUCUGGGUUUUCUUCCAUUUCCUCAGUUGAGUCCAUCGCAUUCUUGUAAAGAACCAGAAAAAACUAUCCAUGAGAUAGCUAAAGGUUUGAUCGGUUCACGUAUUUCUGUCAAGGUAAUCCAAGCAGAAGAGGAGAACAGAAAAUUGAUAUUCUCUGAGAGGGAAGCUUCCUGGUUGAAGUUUUCUAAAAGAAUCAAUGUAGGAGAUAUUUUUGCAGGAAGAGUGGGUUCUGUUGAGGAUUAUGGUGCCUUUGUUCACCUGCUCUUCCCUGAUGGUUUAUAUCAUCUCACCGGAUUAGUACAUGUGUCAGAGGUUUCUUGGGAUUUAGUUCAAGAUGUAAGAGACGUCCUUAGUGAGGGUGAUAAAGUGAAGGUCAAAAUUGUUAAUAUUGAUCGGCAGAAGUCGAGGAUUACAUUGUCAAUCAAACAGUUGGAAGAAGAUCCAUUGCUGGAAACUUUGGAUAAAGUAAUACCUCAGGAUGGUUCAGUUGAUCCUGAUCCUUCCACCAUGAAUAGCAGCGGUACAAUUGAACCUCUUCCAGGUCUAGAAGCAAUAAUUGAAGAACUACUAAUUGAAGAAGGUGUAGAUAGUGUUAGAAUCAAUAGACAAGGGUUUGAGAAACGUGUUGUUUCACAAGAUCUGCAACUUUGGCUUUCCAAUGCACCACCUGUAGAUAGGAAGUUCACCCUUCUUGCUCGUGCUGGACGACAGGUGCAAGAAAUACAACUGACCACAGCACUUGAUCAGGAAGGUAUCAAAAAGGCACUGCAACGAGUAUUGGAAAGGGUACCAUGAUGUCCAAUGAAUUUGGUUGGUUCUUUUCUUUUUCAUUGCCUUCUUCAAAUCUGACCUCUGUAAACUCACAAUGGAGGUCAGUUUCUAGGGUUAUAUGUUCUCUAGAUGUUCUCCAUUUUUGGCUCUUAAAUUGUAAAUCUGAGAACACGCAUUUAAUACAAUGGCUAGUUGGCUACAUACCAUAGAAA
This is a messenger RNA of Manihot esculenta (cassava), 1444 nucleotides long. Its product is annotated as 30S ribosomal protein S1. The record is from RefSeq and is a predicted model, not a curated record. Bases 84 to 1256 code for a protein of 390 amino acids. Gene Ontology annotation, molecular function: nucleic acid binding. The transcript has 10 exons. Lineage: Eukaryota; Viridiplantae; Streptophyta; Magnoliopsida; Malpighiales; Euphorbiaceae.